This is a messenger RNA of Lachnellula hyalina, 1494 nucleotides long. RefSeq names its product mRNA cap guanine-N7 methyltransferase (gene ABD1). The record is from RefSeq and is a predicted model, not a curated record. The transcript has a single exon. Gene Ontology annotation, biological process: 7-methylguanosine mRNA capping. Gene Ontology annotation, molecular function: mRNA 5'-cap (guanine-N7-)-methyltransferase activity. NCBI's taxonomy places the organism in Eukaryota, Fungi, Ascomycota, Leotiomycetes, Helotiales, Lachnaceae. Bases 1 to 1494 code for a protein of 497 amino acids. Gene Ontology annotation, cellular component: nucleus.
AUGGCAGGCGCAGAUGGCUCUCCAGUGGACGACCAACCCCAGCCUUUCAACGCAACCAAACUCGAGCCAGCAAAGAAACGCAAAAGAUCACGCUCGCCCUCUGGAUCAACUCCCAAACGUCUUUCAGCGCACACCGAUUCCCGGCGCUCUCUCUCACCCAAUCCUCAAGAACGCCAGCGAACGCCCUCACCUUCUUCCCAAACCCGCAAGCAGAAGCGUCCGGGCCAGCGAGCACGAAUCACCGACGCAGAGCGCGAGCACAUACGCCAGAAGCAGAUUGAGCGGGAGAAGGAGAUCGAGGUCGCGAAUGCAAAGCAGGGGAUUCAUGAUGCCGUUAAACAACAUUAUAAUGCUGUUCCUGAGCGAGGCCGGGACUGGCGCAAGACAGAUAGUCGUAUUAAGGGAUUGAGAAGCUUUAACAAUUGGGUCAAGAGCACGAUAAUUCAAAAGUUCUCGCCGAAUGAAGACUACACUCCUGGUGCACAAGAACGGGGUGGGAUGGUCUUUGCGGAAGGUCCUACUGAGGCGAAGGGUCUGCUGGUUCUUGAUAUUGGGUGUGGGAAGGGAGGGGAUCUGGGGAAGUGGCAACAGACGCCGCAGAAUGUGGAGCUUUACGUUGGCUUAGAUCCGGCAGAUGUUUCAAUUGAUCAGGCUAAGGAGAGGUAUCGACAGAUGGCGAGUCGUGGCGGAGGUGGUCGAGGCGGACGGGGACGAGGAGGUUAUAACAGCAGACCACCACCAAGACUAUUCCAAGGAGAGUUCUACGCACAAGACUGCUUUGGCGAAUCAAUUGAAAAGGUCUCACUAGUCAGAGAAGUGGGCUUUGACGGUUCUGGCGGUCCAUCUCGCUUUGGUGGAGGUGGAUUCGACGUAGUCAGCAUGAUGUUCUGCAUGCACUAUGCUUUCGAGAGCGAGGAGAAAGCCCGAACCAUGCUCAAGAACGUCGCAGGUGCGCUGAAGAAGGGAGGCCGAUUCAUUGGCUGCAUACCCAAUUCAGAUGUCAUCAGUGAGGAAGUCCGGAAGUUCAACGAACGCAUCGCCGCUAAGCCAGAUGAGGAGAAACCCGCAGAGGACGGAGAGAAGUCAGAGAGCAAAGAACUCGGGGAGCUAGAGGAAGGCGAAGCAGAAGAGACCGCCGAAUGGGGCAAUGACAUCUACCGCGUCCGCUUCCCCGGCAAGACGCCAGCCGAUGGUAUCUUCCGGCCCCCCUUCGGCCAAAAGUACAACUACUUCCUACACGAGGCCGUCGAGGAGGUACCGGAGUACGUUGUGCCGUGGGGAGCUUUCCGUGCGCUUGCCGAAGACUUCAACCUCGAAAUGCAGUACCAGAAGUCGUUCGACGAGGUCUGGAACACGGAGAAAGAUGACGAGGUUUUGGGUCCUCUGAGUGAGCGGAUGGGCGUUAGAGAACGCGGUCGUGGUCCUCUGCUUGUCAGCCCUGAGGAGAUGGAGGCUGCUAGCUUUUAUGUGGCGUUCUGCUUCUACAAAGUCUAG